AAAAGCACCUCCACGACGAGCUCUCUCUACAGCUUCACCUCACAACCACUCGCAGGUUCAACUUGUCUUCCUCCAAAGAGCAGACUUCCAUCUCUCAUCAGAAUGGCCUACUGUGGACCUGCCUCUGCUGUCCCAUCCUGCGAAGCCGCUCCAGUCGUUGGCUUUGGAUCCGGAGGCUCCAGAGGCUUUGGCAGAAGCCUUGGUUCUGGCAUUGGCUUUGGUUCUAGCUCUGGCUUUGGUUCCGGCUAUGGCCUUGGGGGCAACAUUGCAGAUGCAGCCAGUCUGGGAGUGCUCUCCGGCGUGCAUCCAUCCUGCAUCAACCAGCUUCCCCCAGCAGAACUUGUGAUCGACCCAGCACCAUUUGCGAUCGUUGUCCCAGGUCCCAUCAUCUCUGCCACCCCUGAGCCUCUUCUCGUUGGAGGCCACACCCCAUGUGCUGUUAGUGGAGUUGGCAUCAGUGGAUUUGGUAGUGGAUUAGGUAGUGGAUUUGGUAGUGGAUUUGGUAGUGGAUUUGGUAGUGGAUUAGGUAGUGGAUACUAUGGUAGUCGUUAUGGGGGUCAUCUUGGGGGUCGCCGUGGAUCCCUGGUGAGGAAAGGCUCCAUCUGUUCAUAA
Anolis sagrei ordinatus is the source of this 612-nucleotide messenger RNA. RefSeq names its product claw keratin-like. Gene Ontology annotation, molecular function: structural constituent of cytoskeleton. NCBI's taxonomy places the organism in Eukaryota, Metazoa, Chordata, Lepidosauria, Squamata, Anolidae. Gene Ontology annotation, cellular component: intermediate filament. The record is from RefSeq and is a predicted model, not a curated record.